Amaranthus tricolor (Joseph's coat) is the source of this 1093-nucleotide messenger RNA. RefSeq lists its product as uncharacterized. NCBI's taxonomy places the organism in Eukaryota, Viridiplantae, Streptophyta, Magnoliopsida, Caryophyllales, Amaranthaceae. The transcript is spliced from 2 exons. The record is from RefSeq and is a predicted model, not a curated record. The coding region runs from base 462 to 833 and encodes 123 amino acids.
UCAAAUUCUUAGCAAUCUCAUUACUAUAUUUCUUGCUCUCCCCUUUCACUUCAUGUUUCCUCAACAGCCCACAGCUUUUUUCAAUAAAAUCAACAAUUCAACAUUUAAUUAGUUUAAUACUUCCCUUUCUUUCCCUAUUAACCAUCAUUUUUUCCCCUUCUCUCACUAAUUUGCUUUUCAAUCUUCUCUCUUCUCUUGUCUCCUUGUGCUCUUUCAAUUCCUUAGUAUACUUCAAUACAAAACCCAAAUCCCUUUUUUUCUUCUCCUAAAUCAUACUUUGAUCUGGGCCUUAAAAUUUUUUUCUUCAAACAUAUGUUUUUGCUUCUUGGUUUUUUGAUUGCAUUUUGAAUAUCUUAAUUCGUUUAAUGUGAAAGGGUUUUCCUUGGUGAUGUUAUGGCUUCUCUUAUCUCUUGAGGAAUUAGGACCCUUGAAACUGUGUCUUAAAUUUGAACUCUAGAUUUAUGGGUAGAGUAAGAGGAAAAAGCAAGAAGCAAACUGUUGCAGUUCAUAAAGAUGUAGGGAGGGAAAAAGAGGAGAAAAUCCCGGCCUCGAAGCGAAGAGGAAGGCCACAAAAACCCAUGAAAGACGAGGUUGAAGAUGAAGAGAUCGAAAAUGGGAAGUGUAACAUGACAGACAAAAGCUUAGAAAGUGAUGAUCAUGCUGAAAAUGGAGCAAAAAGGAAGAGAUCCUUACAAGUAAAAGAAGAUUCAAAUGGCUUAGAAGCUAAAUCUGUUGCCAAUGAUUCAGUAAAAUCAGUAGGGUUUAGGCAAAUUGGAAGUAGGAGAAAAAACAAGCCUCGUCGAGCAGCCGAAGUUGGGGUAGAAUGCAAUUGAGAUUACAGAUGCUGCCAUGGCUUCAUGAUCAUCAUCAUCGUAUUCGGUGAAUCCCGCUCAUAAAAACUAUUCCAUGGCUUCAUUACUCUCGUUUUGUCAAGUUUUAAGCAGAACCAGAGUCAAGUCUUAGUUGGCUCAUUUAUUGUGUUCAUUGUAUCCAUAGUUGAUUUUGCUUAAAUACUUCAUUUUCACCAUUGAGAUUGUGGAUUUUCUCUGAUGAACAUAAAUUGCUUUUUUAGAGCUUAUGGCAUUUACUGGAU